AUGUCCUCGGUCAUGUUGAAGGAGGAGGAUCCCGGAGAGGCUGGUGAGAUUAUUUUCUGGCUGGUUAUUAACAUUUUAAUUGAUUGAUUUAAUAUCGCUGAUGAGCCAGCAGUUCCACUUCCCCGGUGUCCCAGCCAGGUCUGAAAAUCAGCACGUAUAACUGACAUCAAGGUCCAGAUUUGGGGAAAGGGGUUACAGAGGAUAGUGGCUAGGUGUCGUUCUGGAAAUGUGUAGAAAAACAACACUGACUUUUGACCCCACUCUCUCUCUCCUGCUGCUCCUGUGUCCUGCAGCAUCAGUCAGUCUGUUCCCAGAGUUCCUCCAUUCCUAUCUCAGACACUCAUCCAGCGCUGUCUUGACUUGCUGGAGGAGUAUGAAGCCAUCUGUCAAGAUAAGGUACCGUUCUCUCACUCUCACCUGACACAGGUUCCCUCUACUGUGUGAAUGCUAGUGAGUGAGUGUCUGUCUGUGAGUGUUUUUAGAACACGUGUGUGCAAGCGUUGGUGGAGCAGGAGGUUCGCUCCUCAAGCAUGUGUGUCCAAGCGUUUGCGUAUGUGUGUGAGUCAUUGUGUGUGUAUAUAUGCAGAGCUGUGUGCUACUCUUAUGAACACCCAGUGAUGGUGUCUGUGUACACGGAGUGUACAAAACAUUAAGAACACCUUCCUAAUAGUGAGUUGCAUGAACACCCAGUGAUAAUGGUACAUGUGUAGCUAUGCUGCUCUUAUGAACACCCAGUGAUAAUGGUGUAUUGUGUUGUACCAGGUGGGCAUGCUCCAGAGGCUGGUAUCGAGGGCAGCGCCAGGGCAACAGAAGUCCUCUAAGACCGCUGGUAUUAGAUGGCUUUUACAGCAGGAGAUGGUCACCUGGCGCCUCAUCACUUCUCUAUAC
Molecule: messenger RNA, 888 nt
Organism: Coregonus sp. 'balchen'
Lineage: Eukaryota; Metazoa; Chordata; Actinopteri; Salmoniformes; Salmonidae
Source: the annotation of a GenBank genome assembly